Acanthosepion pharaonis is the source of this 783-nucleotide messenger RNA. The record is from the annotation of a GenBank genome assembly. NCBI's taxonomy places the organism in Eukaryota, Metazoa, Mollusca, Cephalopoda, Sepiida, Sepiidae.
AUGGUCCUUGGCCAUCUCUUCAUAAUCUAUCUAUCUAUCUAUCUAUCUCAGUCUCUUCAUAAUCUAUCUAUCUAUCUAUCUCAGUCUCUUCAUAAUCUAUCUAUCUAUCUAUCUAUCUCAUCUCUUCAUAAUCUAUCUAUCUAUCUAUCUAUCUAUCUCAGUCUCUUCAUAAUCUAUCUAUCUAUCUAUCUAUCUAUCUCAUCUCUUCAUAAUCUAUCUAUCUAUCUAUCUAUCUAUCUCAGUCUCUUCAUAAUCUAUCUAUCUAUCUAUCUAUCUAUCUCAUCUCUUCAUAAUCUAUCUAUCUAUCUAUCUCAGUCUCUUCAUAAUCUAUCUAUCUAUCUAUCUAUCUAUCUUAUAAUCUAUCUAUCUAUCUAUCUAUCUAUCUCAUCUCUUCAUAAUCUAUCUAUCUAUCUAUCUAUCUAUCUCAGUCUCUUCAUAAUCUAUCUAUCUAUCUAUCUAUCUCAUCUCUUCAUAAUCUAUCUAUCUAUCUAUCUAUCUCAGUCUCUUCAUAAUCUAUCUAUCUAUCUAUCUCAGUCUCUUCAUAAUCUAUCUAUCUAUCUAUCUAUCUCAUCUCUUCAUAAUCUAUCUAUCUAUCUAUCUAUCUCAUCUCUUCAUAAUCUAUCUAUCUAUCUAUCUAUCUAUCUAUCUCAGUCUCUUCAUAAUCUAUCUAUCUAUCUCAGUCUCUUCAUAAUCUAUCUAUCUAUCUAUCUCAGUCUCUUCAUAAUCUAUCUAUCUAUCCCAGAAAUUUCUGUCCUACAGUUUUUCCUAUGUGUGCACCAUUGA